Messenger RNA from Zeugodacus cucurbitae (melon fly), 1676 nucleotides. It is a transcript of the gene Gr47b, whose product is annotated as putative gustatory receptor 47b. Lineage: Eukaryota; Metazoa; Arthropoda; Insecta; Diptera; Tephritidae. The coding region runs from base 241 to 1485 and encodes 414 amino acids. Gene Ontology annotation, cellular component: membrane. The transcript has 3 exons. The record is from RefSeq and is a predicted model, not a curated record. Gene Ontology annotation, biological process: sensory perception of taste.
UAGCACCAAUUAAUGUGAACUCUUAUCUUUGAUCUAAUUGAAUUAUAAUUAAUUGUAUACAUAUCAAUAUCCUAACCCUGUUAGGUAGGUAAUGUAGGAGUGCAGCCAUUUCGGCUAUAUUAAUACAAGAUAGGCCAUUUUGAUCCAACCCUGUUAAGUGACUAAACACUGUGUUGUUUACAAGCUGUUAGUUGCUUACCGCGAGUUGAAGGUGAUCUGUAACCAUACUACAAGUGAGAGAUGAAUAUCGUUACAAGACCAACGCAGAAUUCACGUUGUAUAUAUCUUUGCUUCAAAUGGAUCUAUACUAUCUUGUACUACACUGGUUGUCUAUGCUUUCAACUACGCGGCGAAACAUUUCAAUUAACGAAAGCCAAUAUCAUAUACACACAAUUCAUACGAGCAUCUUUAUUAUUUGGUUUUCUCUGUAGCAUGCUACUGAAAUGCUCGGGCAAUGAAGGCUCCAAGGCAAUGCUCGAACGUUUAUCACCGGUUUUGAAAUUAAUACUCGCACUGGAAUGUUUCACCAGCGCGAUGACGUACAUUGCUACCUGCCUAGCAAUGCAGUGGAACAGACACAAACAUCUGCAGUUGACACAACAGUUCAAGGCGCUGGACGCACAAAUGCAAAUCGAUUUCAACUAUAUUAAAUGGAAUUAUCACAAAACAAUGCGUAAAUUUACACCCUUUACGCUGUUUGGCAUGGCUUACUACUAUAUUGUCUCAUUUAUUUAUCUAUUUAAAUUAUCGAACUGCAAUUGCGAUUAUAUAACAACAUUUGUGCUCGCGCUAAGCUAUUCCAGCAUCACUAUUGCGCCAAGUUGUAUAUUUUUUCUGCAUUUGGGCAAAAUGGAUCUGUUGCGUAUACGUUAUCGGCUAAUAAAACGUUUGUUGCAACAACAAUACGCAUUGGCAACGCAUUCGAAGGAACAGCAUAAAUUGGAAUUGCGCAUUUCGCGCCUAAUUGAUUACUGUAAAAGUUAUAUACAACUGAUUUUACAAAUCAACGAUGUGUUUGGCGCGGUGUGUGGUAUUAGUUUGUUUCAUGAUUUCGCUGUGCUUACAAAUAUGACAUUUCUAAUGUGUCAAAAGGCAACGGAAGCAAAUACAAGUGUCGAGGAAUAUUUAUUCAUAUUCCUAUUUAUGUUACCGCGCAUAUAUAAAGUAAUCAUAUAUGCGGUGUAUGGAUAUGUAACGCUGAAGGAACAACGCAGGUGCACACAUGAAGCGAGCAUGUGUGAGAAAUACUUGACUUGCGCCAGCGCCACACGCAAUAAGUUGGCAGCAUUCCUGCACUGGCAAAUGCAGAACACAUAUUCGCUUUUGGUUGGCAAAGUAACGCGUUGUAAUCUCAUAUUGCUUUAUACGACCGUUAAUAGCAUUGCAAGCAGCGUUGUUAUCUUAAUACAAUUACAGUUCCAGCAAAAUAGCAUUAGCAAUCGUAUGAAAAACAAGGAAAUGCUACACGAUGUAGAACUUUUAUAACGGAAAUACUGAAUUUAUUAUUAAUUCAAUCAAUAUUAGUUUGAAAUACAUAAUUUCAAUUAUUAUAUAAAGAAAUUUUUAAUACGAUUCUUUUGUGUUUUAAAAAGUCAUGUGGUUACAUUCAUAAGUAUAAAAAUUAUAAGCAAAUUAUAUAUACGAAUAUAUAUAUAUUUCAUGAAUUGAUAAUUUAA